AUGAUUCCAGCUAAUUACAGAAUUAUCACAGUCUGCAAACUAAUUAAUUAUAUUAUUAUUUGUGAAUUUGUCUGUUUUAAGCAACAAAGAGACGAUGUGUUAGUCCGAUUGUCGAUAGGAGAUUUGAUUGGACAGAAAGUAACAGUUUAUAAUGUGCCUUGGACUUCUGAUCCACCUCAGUCGGAGCAUAUGUGGUGGAAAUAUUUUGAUCCUACUUCUUUACCUGCAGUAAAUAAUAUUACGGUAAUGGUGUUUUUGGGGGUCCCAUAUGCUGAACCUCCUGUUUCGCAGCGUAGAUUCAAGUCUCCGCAAAUUCUAACGAAAUUUCCUGGAGAGCAGCCAUUUCUAGCGCUUGAGCAUCCACCUUCUUGUGCACAAGAUGUUGGAGCACGCUCCUCGUUAUUCAUUAAAGAACCUUAUCCGUUUCGUAUCAGUGAGGACUGUCUUUACUUGAAUAUUUUCACUACUAGUAUAUCGAACGGUGGUCGUCCCGUUAUAGUUUUCUUUCAUGGUGGCAAUUUUCAAACUGGUUCAGCUAAUGACUGGCCUGGUCAUGUGUUGUCUUCGCGAGGUGUUGUUGUUGUCACUGUGAAUUAUCGGCUUGGUGCUUUCGGUUUUCUAAGUUUUGGAGGCUCGGAAACUGGCAAUUACGGCUUGAAAGACCAAAGAACGGCUUUACAGUUUGUACAAGAUCAUAUUGCUUUUUUUGGCGGAGACCCAAGACAAGUAACAAUUGUUGGACAUGAUGCUGGGGGCGUCAGUGUUGGUUUACAUAUGCUGUCGCCUUAUUCAAAAGGUUUAUUCAGAGCAGGUGUAGCAAUGUCUGGUUCAGAAGUUUCAUAUCAUUCAACGAUUUCUAAAUCCAGUCUUGCAUAUAAUAAUAUGGUGAAACUUGGACGAUAUUUAGGUUGCACUCAUACUUUAGCUGAACAUAUCUGGGAUUGCAUAUUAACGCGUUCAACAAAUGACAUCAUAGAGGCUGUUGGAACAAUACCGGUGGAAUAUAAUCGCUAUCUUUUCCUGCCUCAUGUUGAUAGAAAUUUUGUGCGUGCUGAUCCUCUAUGGCUCUUAAAAUCAAUUCCAACUGCUGUUAUCAAUUACCCAUCACCAGUACCUUACCUUGUCAGUUUGAAUAAGCAUGAUGGAUCUGAGGUAUUGCUUGAAGAUCGACUGUUAGAUAGGUUUAACAAUUUCGAAUUGGUAGAUCAGGAGUAUCUGGAAAACUAUGUUCUUGAAUAUGCAUUUCGCCAUAAUUAUACAACUAAUCGUCAAGCUAUUACAGAAGCAAUUAUUCAUCGUUAUACAUAUUGGCCAGAUCCAUCUAACAAAAUUGCAAUUAGAAAUGAAUUUAUACGUAUGAUAACAGAUGCUUACUAUGUAGCUCCUGUAAGCCUUUCUGCAUAUUUACAUUCUGUGGCUGGUUCACGAGUCUUCAUGUUUGUGAAUAAUUAUGAAUUUGGAAAGAGUUGGAACACUUCACUUUUUCCAGAUUGGAUGAAUGUUUGUCAUGAUUGUGACUUGUAUCUUUUAUUUGGUUUCCCGUUUAUGCCUAAAGAAUUUUUGCAAUCACGCUUUACGAAUAUAAUAUGGACGGAUACAGACCGAAAUGCUAGUCAACUUCUAACAUCAGUAUUUCGACAGAAUCCAAAUCUUCCAACUGAUUCUAGUUGGCUUGCUUUUGAACCGCGCUCACAUUGGUAUGUCAAUUUUAAUUAUUCUCGUCAUUCUGACCUGACUAAGUUUGGUUCAUUAGAGAGGGAUUAUCGUUGGGAAUCGGUAUCAUUCUGGAACGCAUAUAUUCCUUCAUUGGUGCAGUAUAUGACAACUACAUUUUCGCCGUUUGAAACUAAAAUUCAGAAACAAUUGAUUGCUUAUCAAGUAGCAAUGGGUGUAAUUAUAUGUAUACUGUUAGCAGUUCUUGUUUUAAUGUGUGUAUUUGCUUAUUUGCUCUGUAAUAGAAGUUCUGAACGAAUUAUGAGGAAACGUGAUUUUCACCGAGUUGAGCACGCGCCUUCUUUGUUAUAA
Molecule: messenger RNA, 2025 nt
Organism: Thelazia callipaeda (thelaziosis nematode)
Lineage: Eukaryota; Metazoa; Nematoda; Chromadorea; Rhabditida; Thelaziidae
Source: the annotation of a GenBank genome assembly